Molecule: messenger RNA, 8409 nt
Organism: Lacerta agilis (Sand lizard)
Lineage: Eukaryota; Metazoa; Chordata; Lepidosauria; Squamata; Lacertidae
Gene: NCOA2
Product: nuclear receptor coactivator 2
Exons: 23
Coding region: 333-4730 (1465 amino acids)
Biological process (GO): positive regulation of transcription by RNA polymerase II; cellular response to hormone stimulus
Cellular component (GO): nucleus
Molecular function (GO): protein dimerization activity; nuclear receptor binding
Source: RefSeq, a predicted model, not a curated record
GUCUCCUCGGCCCUCCCAGUCCCUCCUCUCUCUGGGUAGCUUUGCGGAGAGGAGGAGGAGGAGGAGGAGAGUGAGCUGUGGGAGGGUCCCCAUUGAAAUAAACAAGCAGCCAGUGAUUAAAACGGGAACAUGGCGGCCGCGGAGGACUCAGCAGCUCCAGCUUCCUCUUACAAAGCGAAGGUCAGCGCUGGCAGCAGCCUGGGCGACGGCAACCGGAGACAUUGCUGACCUCGCAUGCUUGAGAUGUAUCUGAAUAUUGAACCUUUCAGACACACAACCUGUGCUAUUGAUUUGACUGCCUCAUUGAGUCUUGUUGCUGAUAUGUGUUUAAGAUGAGUGGGAUUGGUGAAAAUUCCUCUGACCCAGCCCGGGCAGAGUCAAGAAAACGCAAGGAAUGUCCUGAUCAACUUGGACCCAGUCCUAAAAGAAGCACUGAAAAACGUAAUCGCGAACAAGAGAAUAAAUACAUAGAAGAGCUUGCAGAGCUGAUCUUUGCUAAUUUUAAUGAUAUUGACAAUUUUAACUUCAAACCUGACAAAUGUGCAAUCUUGAAAGAAACUGUGAAGCAGAUUCGUCAAAUAAAAGAACAAGAAAAAGCAGCGGCAGCCAAUGAAGAUGAAGUGCAGAAAGCUGAUGUAUCAUCAACAGGUCAGAGCGUCAUUGACAAGGAUGCACUUGGACCAAUGAUGCUUGAGGCCCUCGAUGGGUUCUUCUUCGUAGUGAACCUGGAAGGUAAUGUGGUGUUUGUAUCGGAGAAUGUGACACAGUACCUAAGGUACAACCAAGAAGAGCUGAUGAACACAAGUGUGUACAGCAUCCUGCAUGUAGGGGACCACAAUGAAUUUGUCAGAAACCUGCUGCCAAAAUCUUUAGUGAAUGGGGGACCUUGGUCUGGUGAAGCUCCUAGACGCAACAGCCAUACCUUUAACUGCCGGAUGUUGGUAAAACCUUUAACUGAUUCUGAAGAAGAAGGCCAUGAUAACCAGGAAGCACAUCAGAAAUAUGAAACUAUGCAGUGCUUUGCUGUUUCUCAACCAAAGUCCAUCAAAGAAGAAGGUGAAGAUCUUCAGUCUUGCUUGAUUUGUGUGGCAAGAAGAGUUCCAAUGAAGGAAAGGCCACUUCUGCCCUCAUCAGAGACAUUUAGCACUCGUCAAGAUCUGCAAGGCAAGAUAACUUCACUUGACACUAGUACCAUGCGAGCAGCUAUGAAACCUGGCUGGGAAGAUGUGGUGAGAAGGUGCAUCCAGAGAUUCUAUGCACAGCAUGAGGGAGAUAUGUCUUUUGCCAAGAGGCAUCAUCAGGAGGUGCUGAGGCAGGGACUAGCUUUCAGUCCUGUUUAUCGAUUUUCCUUGUCUGACGGCAACAUAGUUGCUGCCCAAACGAAGAGCAAGCUCAUCCGUUCUCAGACUACUGGUGAACCUCAGCUUGUAAUAUCCUUGCAUAUGCUUCACAGGGAACAGAAUGUUUGUGGAAUGAACCAGGAUUUAACUGGACAAGCAAUGGGAAAGCCAUUGAACCCAAUUAGCUCCAGCAGUCCUGCCCAUCAGGCCAUGUGCAGUGGGAAUCCAGGUCAGGAUAUGACCAUCAGUAGCAAUAUGAAUUUUGCCAUAAAUGGCCCGAAGGAACAAAUGGGCAUGCCAGCAAGCAGGUUUGGUGGUUCAGGCGGGAUGAACCAUGUGUCAAGUAUACAAGCAUCCACUCCUCAGGGUAGUAACUAUGCACUAAAAAUGAAUAGUCCCUCUCAAAACAGCCCUGGCAUGACACCAGGUCAGCCAAACUCUAUGCUAUCCCCACGGCACCGUAUGAGUCCGGGAGUGGCAGGCAGUCCUCGGAUCCCACCCAGUCAGUUUUCCCCUGCAGGAAGCUUGCAUUCACCUGUUGGGGUUUGCAGCAGCACAGGAAAUAGCCAUAGUUAUACCAACAGUUCCCUCAAUGCACUUCAGGCUCUCAGCGAGGGGCAUGGAGUCUCUCUGGGGUCAUCCUUGGCUUCACCUGACGUAAAAAUGGGUAAUUUGCAAAAUUCCCCUGUAAGUAUGAAUCCUCCUCAGCUAAACAAAAUGGGAAGCCUGGACUCUAAAGAUGGCUUUGGACUUCAUGGGGAGCAAUCGGAAGGUACAGCUGGACAAGCCGAGAAUGUCUGCCAUUCAGGAGAACUGAAAGAAAGUAAUGAUGGCAUGGCCCAGGUUGUUGGCGAGAGGCCUGAUGGACAGAACAGACUUCAUGAUGGCAAAAGCCAGACAAAGCUCUUACAGCUGCUGACCACCAAAUCUGAUCAGAUGGAGCCUUCACCUUUGUCUAAUGCUAUGGGAGAUGCUAACAAGGACUCCGCAGGAGGUUUAUCUGGUUCUGGUUCAACACAUGGAACCUCGCUCAAGGAGAAGCAUAAAAUUUUGCACAGGCUCUUGCAGGACAGUAGUUCUCCUGUAGACUUAGCCAAGCUCACAGCAGAGGCCACAGGGAAAGAACCGAGCCAGGAGACCAGUAGCACAGCUCCUGGUUCAGAGGUGACUACAAAACAGGAACCGGUGAGUCCCAAGAAGAAAGAAAAUGCACUACUUCGCUACUUGCUAGAUAAAGAUGAUACUAAAGAUAUUGGUUUACCGGACAUUACCCCCAAGCUGGAACGGUCGGACAGUAAGACAGACUCUUCCAGUAGCACAAAGCCAGUAACUAUAAAGACAGAAAAAGAAGAGAUGCGCUUUGAGCCGAAUGAACAGCCUGCAAGUGAGCUAGAUAAUUUGGAGGAGAUUCUAGAUGAUCUGCAGAAUAGCCAGCUGUCACAGCUUUUCCCAGAUACCCGACCAGGUACUUCAGCAGGAUCAGUUGACAAACAAGCCAUCAUCAAUGACCUCAUGCAGAUCACAGGUGAAAACAGCCCCGGCACACCUGUUGGAGCCCAGAAACCCCAAAUGCGGAUCUCUCAAAGCACUUUUACCAAUGCAAGGCAAGCUCAGUUGGGAAGGAUGUUACCAAACCAGAAUUUACAACUUGACAUCGCAUUGCAAAACCCACCAGGUGCUGGAGCUUUCCCACCCAUAAGAAACAACAGUCCAUAUUCAGUCAUACCUCAGCCCGGAAUGAUGGGCAGUCAAGGAAUGAUGGGAAAUCAAGGAAAUCUUGGGAAUAGUAGCCCAGUAGGGAUGAUGGGUAGUAAUGCUCCUCGGCCUACCAUGCCAUCAGGAGAUUGGGGAACCCAAGGUGCUGCUGUGAGGGUGACCUGUGCUCCAACAACGAGUGCCAUGAACAGGCCAAUCCAAGGAGGCAUGAUACGUAACCCAACAUCCAGCCUACCUAUGAGACCUAAUAGCCAACCUGGUCCAAGGCAGAUGCUUCAAUCUCAAGUCAUGAAUAUGGGGGCUUCUGAACUAGAGAUGAAUAUGGGAGGACCCCAGUAUACCCAGCAGCAGGCUCCCCCAAAUCAGACUGCACCAUGGCCAGACAGCAUCUUGCCCAUAGAUCAGACAUCUUUUGGCAAUCAGAACCGACAACCAUUUGGGAGCUCUCCAGAUGACUUGCUGUGUCAACACCCUGCAUCAGAGUCUCCAAACGAUGAAGGGACCCUCCUUGACCAGCUCUACUUGGCACUAAGAAAUUUUGACGGUCUGGAAGAAAUUGACAGAGCUCUUGGGAUCCCAGAACUAGUCAGCCAGCAGAGCCAAGCUGUAGAACCAGAGCCAUUCUCAAAUCAGGAAUCAAACAUCAUCCUUGAACAAAAGGCACCCAUUUUCACACAGCAGUAUGCAUCUCAGGCUCAAAUGGCUCAAGGCAACUACACACCAAUGCAGGACCCAAACUUUCACCCAAUGGCGCAGCGACCAGGCUAUGCAUCACUGCGAAUGCAGCCUAGGGCUGCCCUGAGGCCUGCUGGCAUAGUGCAAAACCAGCCAAAUCAGCUAAGGCUACAGCUGCAGCAUAGACUUCAAGCACAGCAGAAUCGCCAGCCACUCAUGAAUCAGAUCAGCAAUGUUUCCAAUAUGAAUCUGUCUCUGAGACCUGGAGUACCUACACAGGUGAGGGAACAGGGACCCAUCAAUUCCCAGAUGCUAGCCCAGAGGCAGAGGGAGAUACUGAGCCAGCACCUGAGGCAUAGGCAGAUGCAGCAGCAAGUGCAGCAACGAACGCUGAUGAUGCGAGGACAGAGUAUGAAUAUGACGCCAAGUAUGGUGGCCUCCGGUGGCAUACCAGCAACAAUGAGCAACCCACGGAUUCCCCAGGCAAAUGCCCAGCAAUUUCCAUUUCCUCCAAACUAUGGAAUAAAUCAGCAGGCCGAUCCAGGCUUCACUGGAGCUACCACUCCCCAAAGUCCGCUGAUGUCCCCAAGAAUGGCUCAUACCCAGAGUCCCAUGAUGCAGCAGUCUCAGGCCAAUCCUGCCUACCAAUCCUCUACAGAGAUGAAUGGAUGGGCACAAGGGAAUAUGGGUGGAAACAGCAUGUUUUCACAACAAUCUCCACCACACUUCGGGCAGCAAGCAAACACCAGCAUGUACAAUAACAACAUGAACAUCAAUGUAUCCAUGGUGACCAACACAAGCGGUAUGAACAACAUGAACCAGAUGACAGGACAGAUCAGCAUGACCUCAGCAACCUCUGUGCCUACAUCAGGGUUGUCCUCCAUGGGUCCUGAGCAGGUUAAUGAUCCUGCUAUGAGAGGAGGCAAUCUUUUUCCAAACCAGCUACCUGGAAUGGAUAUGAUAAAGCAGGAGGGAGAUGCAUCACGGAAAUAUUGCUGACCCUGAAGAUUGCUCAUUUCUUCAACUGACUGGGUUCCCCAGCCCAGACUUCUUGCCGGUUUGAAGAGCUGCAUAUGUUUGGUUUUGCCCCAACUGUUCUGCCAGUCGGUUCUGCUGGAGAAAGUAGAGUUUAGUGCUGCAAACGGAACAACGCCACUCUGAGUGGAAUCAAAACCAUUGUUGGUGGAGGAGCAGCCUCUUCUUUGACAGUCUGAAGCUAGCGUACAGACAGUUGCUCAGUCUGUUCACUGCAUUCACCUUAGUGCAACUUAGAUCUCUCCUGCAAAGUAAAUGUUGAUAGCCAGUUUUCAUAAACCGUGUCAGAUUGAAUGUAUUUAAAUGUAUGUAUUUAAGGAAAACCAACCAUGCUCUCAUUCUGUUCCGUUUUUAGUUUUAGAUCUUUAUCUCUUUCUGUUUUCCUUCGCUACACAGUCUGGUGCAAAGGAUUCAGUUCCAUCUGGAAAUAAGUGGGUUACUAUUAAAACCUCCACAUUAGGAGGUGGGGGCGUUAGCUGGAUUACGACUCCCAUAGUGCUAAAUGACAAAAUGUGGAGAACAGACAUCUAACUAACUGUUUUGGGGAAAAGGUAUCUAGUUGACUAGACAUCCCAUGCUAGAAAACAAAACCAGUCCGUUUUGAAUAGGUUUGCAUUUGUAAACAGGUUAAAAUAUCCUGUGAGAGGGCUGUUUUUAAAGUUUUUUUGUUACUUUGAAUGAAAUCAUGAGUCAAACCAAUUUAAGUUCCCAUUCAAUUGAUUUCAGCAUCCUAAAAAAUUAACUAAAGUUAGCAUCCCUUUUCUCCUGCCUUCAGUUGCCCUUUCUCUGUUUCUUUUCUUACAGGAUGGAGAAAUGAAUAACCCUCAUUGUAUCCCUAGGUUUGUUACCUGAGUUCUAGGUUGCAGGUAACUAGUUGCUGAAUAAUCAUUUUAAAUAAGGGUGCAUCUUUUGGUGAUGGAAGUGGCAGGAUUGAGGCAUUAAAAAAUCAGAACUUAAAGGCAUCUGAUGUAAAUGAUAAAACUUAAUUUCCCCCCCCCCAUCUCCACAACCGGGGAAAAUAAUGACUUAAGCUAUGGCAGAUAUCACUACAGAGUUAACCAUCAUGUGUUCUAAUUAUUUUGAAGCAGCGGGGACAGGACAUUUUGUAAGGUACAUAAAAACCAGUUUCUAUGUAAACAAGCAAUAAUUUAAGUUGAAGACUUUAGUGUUUUAAUUGUAUAAUUUUGUGAGGUAUACAUGUUGUGGAGUUGAUUUCCAAAUGAGGUACUUCAGUAUUAAAUUAGAUAUCUUCAUAGCUAUGUGUGUCUCCUGGGGGAAAAAAGUGUUUUGUAAAGGAUCACAAUGCCUUGAUUAGACCUAAUUUGUAGGCUUGAAACUUCAUUUUCUAAACCUUGCGAUUCUGCUCAUAAAGUCAUUUAUCUAACCUUAUAUUAUAUGCAGCCACUGUAGGAGCCAAUUCUUGACUUUUUUGUAUGUUUAUAUUCUUUCUUAAUGAAUCUUAGAAAAACUGUUGUUCAGCAGGCCACUGCUUAAGGUGGUUUUACUCUUGCCUGCUAUGGUUCCAGUAAUGUUUUAGUAUAAGCUGGCAUCAGUUUCUGUGGACUUAAAAUACCAGGAAGCUGGUUGUUUUCGACCUCCUGUUUCUCUCUUCCCCACAACCCACACACUUUCAUACCUGGACUCAAAAUUUUGGAUGUUACUUAAAAUGCAAUGCAUUUUAUAUAUUAUCUCAGUCAUCAAUUCAUGUAUUUGGGAGAAGGUUUGUUAACCUUGAAAUCUUGUUUGCUUGUGAUGAGGGUUAAAAUAUACAAAGAAUCUGACUUUCAUAGAGUGCUAAGAAAAAAAUAAGUUAAGGAAUAUAUAGAAUUCAUUUCAAACCAUUUGUUUCCUGUUGAGUGGCUCUCCUGUUACACUGGAGAAACUGCACUUCUGAGCAGUCACCCACCACUUUGUCGGUUAAACUCAGACAACUGAGCCAUCUGGUGGAAAUCUAUGAUAUGUCAGCCCUGAGCUCCAUAACAUUAAGAAAAGUUUUUUAAUAUUAAUAAUAAAAUUAUGUCUGGAUUAAAAUGUGAUCGUUUUUAACCUCUUAAAUUUUGGAUUAAAUAUUAUACCUUUGAAAUAUUAUCUCUCAAAACAUGUUUCAGUUUAAAAAGUAGGCAAAUAAGUAAUUUUUAACUUGGGCCAGUUCAGAAUAUUUCUUUGUUUGCCCAUAUUUAGUUGAAUUUUAAAAUAAGUGGUUAUAUCCAUCAGAAAUUUUAUUGGGGUCAGUGAAUUGAAAACAAUGAGUAGGCAUUUUCUGGUAUGUUAAUCAUGCUAGAGACAAAGGUAAUGAUGCCAAAUCAAUUUCUUUUUUAUAAUCAGUGUUUCUAAUUCCAUACACAGUAAAAUUGAUAGAGAUAGCAAUUGGAUUUUAUGCUGGAACAUAAUCAGUGUUCUCUUAUAAUAAGUGUGAAGGACCUAAGAUGUCUUAAUUUUUUUUAAAAAAAAUUACACAUAUAUAACCACAUGGCAUAGGGGGUUGGACUAAAUGUCCCUUGAUGGCCCCUCCAACAAUUAUACAAUUAUAUGAAAGCUCCAUUCAACCAAAUUCAGGUAAAGUGAUAUCAAUGAAGUUGAUAUUUUUCAACAUCUAACAGUUAAUCAAAGAUUUUUUUAAAAAAAAAUGGGGACCCCACCAGUCCACUAGUCUACAUUAACUGAAAGCAAUGUUUUUGCCAUUUAUAUAAAGCAUUUUUAAUCUAUGUGGGUUUUCUUUCUUUCUUUUUUUUACAAAAAGGAGUUCAUAUGGGCUUAACACAUGAAAAAGGUGGUUCAGCUCUACUUGCAAAACCCAAAGAUACACAAUCAGUUUUGAAAUGCAACUUAAGCCAUUAAUUGUUGGUGUGAAUUUAAAGUUUUCUAGUAUUUGUAUGGUAGUAUUGCUACCUAAGAGCAAAAGCAUUCUCUGCACAAAAGAAAAUUACUGUAGUGGCUUUGGUUUUUAAUUAGAAUUUUCUCCCUGGUGUUUCUUUGUAGACUAAAACAAAAUCUUUUUAGUUUCUUUCUACAGGUAAAGCUAUGUGCAAGAACCUCAAAAUGCUAAAAUCUAGCAUAAUGCCUUAGAUCUGUUUUUAAGUCUUGUAUAUUCCUACAUAGCUGUCUGAUGUAUUAUAUUUGUAUAGUGAAUUGUGUACAAUUUUGAAAUAAGCGCAUCAUCACUUAGCUUUCAGUCGUUGAAUAGAGAUGAUGGACACAUUUCUUCAAGCAUUGAUUCUUUUUUCUUUUCCUUUUGUCAUUUGUGGGUUUUAUUUGUACAGUUCCUCAUGAAGUUGCAUCUGAGAUGUGUAUGAGUGUGUGUAUAUGAAAAGAUUAUACGAGGGUAAAACUAAGCAAUAUAUAAACUAUGGUUCUUCAGGAGAAAGCUUACAGUGUUUUCAGGUUGUGAUUUAUUUUCAAGACUGAGUUGACUCUGAACAUCACUUUGUUCACCUGCAUUGAUGUUUGUAUUUCUAGUGUGAGCAGUUUAUGCAAAGGUAGAUAUAUUCAGAGAAAUUUUAAAUACAUUUAUGCAAGUUAAUAUUGCUUUGCUGAUGCUAUUUGCUUAUUUGAUGUUAAAUAAUGCUAUUGUAAAUAAAGAAUUCUGUUAUUGCAUCAUUUAAUAAAUUUUAAUGCCUUCGGGUUUUACAUGGCUUUAGACAUA